GACGGAGCUGGGAAGGCCAAAAAAAGCCUGGGGUGCAAGCCAACGGUGGAAGCUCAGGGAAGAGAGGGGAGCAAGCAACACCACCGCCGCCGAAAUGGCCUCCAAACUCAUGGAUCUGGUGUAUUGGAGGAACAUGCGGUGGACCGGUGUGGUAUUUACGGGGCUGGUGAUGUGCCUCGCCAGCCUCUUCCAGCUGAGCGCCAUCACUGUGCUCUCUCACGUGUGCCUGGCCAUCAUGUGCCUCACCGCCACGCUCCGUCUUUACUACAAACUACUGGAAGUGCUGCGCUGGAACCCUGGUGUUCACCCCUUUCAGUCGUAUCUGGAUUAUGACGGCUCUCUGACCGAUGAGGAGACGGUGAUGCUGGUGGAAGAGGUGGUGCUGCUGAUCGCCUUUGCCGUCACAGAGAUUAAACGCCUUCUCUUCAUCGAGAACGUAAUAGACUCGAUUAAGUUUGUGUUGCUCCUCUAUCUGCUGAUGUACGUGGGCAUCGCCACCAACGGGCUGACUCUGAUCAUAGCUGCUGUGAUUGCGGUUUUCUCCCUUCCUCUGUUAUACAAAAAACAACAGGUCCGGAUAAGGAAGGUUGUCAGAGCGUUCAGAGCGUUUGUGAAGAAAAUCAGAAAUCUGUUUGAUAGUUUGUAUGAGAUGGUGAGACCCUCUUCUGCCCCUGCCUCCAAGCCUGCACCCCCAGCUGCUCCCGCCAUCAAACAGAAACCCAAAUCCAAGUAACUUUUUGGUUGCACACUGAAGGAAUUUGGGAUUUAGAAAGCGCUCGUCCUCUGUGGGGCCGCCGGUGGGGUUGCUCAUUUCCAUCUCUCCACUGUGAUUGUUUAUGGGAGCAAGAUUUAAUUGAUGCCGACAGAGGAAACAAAGCUGCCAUUCACACACAGAGAGGGACGGGCAGAGGAUGAAGAGGGAAAUGUUAUUUACUGAGAUGCUCUCUGUCACCAGUUUGCACGGUCAUUUUCUACAAAUGGUGGCAACAUAUACCUUCAUAUACAUAUAUACAGGUUGCUUAUUAUCAAGCUCUAAACUUAAGUUUAAACAACUUUGGAAACACUUAAAAAGCUAAUCACAYUUUGCUUAGUUUCUUUUUUUUCUUGGUUUCAUAAUCGUUUAUCUUACGAGUUAAUGUCAAACAAUGAUUUUUCAGUUAGAGCACUAAAUCCGAGGGAUUAUCUUAAAUUAUUUUGUUUAGAAAAGUGAACUUUAUCGCUUCUGCUGUAACUUGCAGUUCACUGUUUGAACACCAGGAGGCAGUGCUGAAAACAAUGCUGACCGUCAGGUCGACUAGCUCUGAUUUACAGAAUCAUUUCGUGAGCAAAAACAACAACAACAAACAAAACUUCCUGUCGAGAACAUCUCAGUAAACAAACAAAUACACUUACACAAGCCUUUACAUUUUAUAUAAUUCUAAUUCCUGGUGCAAGAUCACUUCAUGCGGUCGUUUUAUUUCAUGUGAAUAUAUUUAUACUUCCAAUGCGGUCGUUUCCAUGAAUAACCCACAGAAACCUUCCAGAAGRAGGACUAAAAUUGUUUAUGUUUUUUUUUUUUAAUUAUUAUUAUUGUUCAUACAGAACCAACAAUACUGCUUCAGUUAGCUGCACUCAUACUUUCUGAUCUCGACCAUCUGGAUUUGUGGCGCUUCUCCGGAACCCCACAGAACCAGCGGGAUACCAGCUUGGGUCUCAAAACGCUAAAGUCUUGAACUGGUUCACAUUUUGUCACGUUGCAACCUGAGAUUUCUGCUUGUUUUAUUAGGAUUUUGUGAGACAGACCAACACCAAUUAGUGCAUAAUUGUGAAGUUGUAGGAAAACCAUACAAGGUCUCACAUGAGACCAGCAUUGAAUGGAAAAUGUGAACUCCAUCUCAAGGGUUACGCAUGUUGGUGGCAGCAUAAUGAUGUGGGAGUCGAAAUGUGGGGUGAAAUCUAAAAUGAAUGUUAAAAUCAAAGUAUAUUCAUGAGUUAGAAUGAGAAUCUGUGUUAACAUGGUUUUCUUUGUCCAAUCUGGCUGAGCAAAAAAAAAAAAAAAAAAA
Poecilia reticulata (guppy) is the source of this 2042-nucleotide messenger RNA. RefSeq names its product reticulon 2b (gene rtn2b). Gene Ontology annotation, cellular component: neuron projection; postsynaptic density; endoplasmic reticulum membrane. Gene Ontology annotation, biological process: neuron differentiation; endoplasmic reticulum tubular network formation; brain development. The record is from RefSeq and is a predicted model, not a curated record. NCBI's taxonomy places the organism in Eukaryota, Metazoa, Chordata, Actinopteri, Cyprinodontiformes, Poeciliidae.